This is a messenger RNA of Carassius gibelio (silver crucian carp), 595 nucleotides long. RefSeq names its product 40S ribosomal protein S15a. The record is from RefSeq and is a predicted model, not a curated record. Bases 165 to 557 code for a protein of 130 amino acids. Gene Ontology annotation, molecular function: structural constituent of ribosome. The transcript has 5 exons. Gene Ontology annotation, biological process: translation. Gene Ontology annotation, cellular component: cytosolic small ribosomal subunit; ribosome. Lineage: Eukaryota; Metazoa; Chordata; Actinopteri; Cypriniformes; Cyprinidae.
ACCGCGCGCCCCUCUUCCGUCCUCUUUCCGCCAUAUUGCAGAACUGGUAAGGUUCAGGAUUGCUACAACGCUUGUAUAAUCUGUCUAAAAUCACGGCCAUCGUUACGUAUCAUCCACAUUUAGACAGAAAUACAUGUUCAUGAGCAGCCAGAGCGCCAGGCAUCAUGGUGCGCAUGAACGUCCUCGCUGAUGCACUGAAAAGCAUCAACAAUGCUGAGAAACGAGGGAAGCGCCAGGUCCUCCUCAGGCCCUGCUCGAAAGUCAUUGUGCGCUUUCUGACUGUGAUGAUGAAGCACGGUUACAUUGGCGAAUUUGAGAUCAUUGAUGAUCACAGAGCCGGGAAAAUUGUAGUCAAUCUCACAGGGAGGCUGAACAAGUGUGGCGUCAUCAGCCCACGGUUCGAUGUGCAGUUGAAGGAUCUGGAGAAGUGGCAGAACAACCUUCUCCCAUCCAGACAGUUCGGGUUCAUUGUUUUGACAACCUCAGCUGGUAUCAUGGACCACGAGGAGGCCAGACGAAAACACACAGGAGGAAAAAUCCUUGGGUUCUUUUUCUAAAACGUGCAAAAUCAACAAAAAUAAACCGUCGAAGCCAA